Molecule: messenger RNA, 1011 nt
Organism: Plenodomus lingam JN3
Lineage: Eukaryota; Fungi; Ascomycota; Dothideomycetes; Pleosporales; Leptosphaeriaceae
Source: RefSeq, a predicted model, not a curated record
AUGCUGUUCACGACUGUCCUCGUGAGCAGUCUACUGACUGUCGGACAUGUGGCCGCUGUCAAGAGUGCUCAGGCUAAUGCACUCCUACAAUCGAGCGAAGACGUGGAGGAAAUACUUCGACGGGACUCAAACAUGAUGGCAACACUCACCCGAAGACAAGACUCGAACCCGGCCGACACAGCUCCUUUGGCGUCCUUGACACCAGGAUCUGGCGACGCGUCACAAAUCAACUUUGCAGAAUGGGAAGAACAGACUCGCCAGGCUUGCAUGGACACACUCUCGAACCUCAAUGGCCAAGCUUCAAAUCCGAGUGGAAUCGUAGUGUGCUACAACCUGCCAUUCCUUGACAACAGUACUGGUGUCUUCCAGGCCGAGCUGCGCAUGUACAACGUUUCAGCUCCUAUCGACCCCUGGGUGGGGGUCACCGCUGCAGAUGUUAGCAUGACACUGUCUUAUCUUGGUGCAACGGUACAAAACAUGGCUGGCAACUUCACCAAGCGGGAUAUCAACUGGCCACCGGUCAAGGACGGGAUGCUAGUUGAAAGGCAAAACAUCAACACCAUAACUGAACUCAAGGUGCUCAUGUAUGUCGGCAGAGUCAAUGCAAAUCUGAUGGGGUCGGCCAUGACUCAAGAAGCACUCCAACCUCUACUCAUCCCUCAGAUUGACCUAGCAGCCCGCAACCCUAUCACCGGCCAGGACGUCGAGACCACCCUCUCGUCUGGCGAUGCCUCGUUCGUCAAUGGUGUCUUCUCUAGAGCCGCCGAAGGCCCUACCAAUGCCGACCCAAAUGCUGCAGCAUCUGCUUCCGCCAUUGCACAAGAUGCCGCACCAUUCGUUGUCCCGGGCAUGUAUCUUGCCUUCUUUCCCAUCGGCCUUGUAAUUACCUCUGUCUGGGCUUUCUUCUUCUUCCUUGCCGUAGGAUUGGGCACAUAUGGGCGCAUCCAAUUCCGCGAUCAAUACAGGCGACGUGUGAGAAUGGAAAUGGCGCGAGGUGUGCGCACUAUUUGA